Molecule: messenger RNA, 1844 nt
Organism: Lecanosticta acicola
Lineage: Eukaryota; Fungi; Ascomycota; Dothideomycetes; Mycosphaerellales; Mycosphaerellaceae
Source: the annotation of a GenBank genome assembly
AUGGCCAUCUCUUUUCCAUAUACGCGCUACGCGUGUCCCUGCAGCGAAACCUCCCCGCCGGCGUCAAUCCCUGGAAAGCGAUCCUCACAGCUGGCCGAUGAUAGCGACCUAGAAUAUGAAGACACCUUCAACUCGCACGAUCCGCGCGCCAACUUCUCUCUCUACCCACUCGAGAAUCUUCUCUUCUGCGAUGAAUGCAAUGCGAUCCGAUGUCCCAAAUGCUGGCAGGAGGAGCUGAUGUAUUGGUACUGCCCAAAUUGUCUGUUUGAGGUACCAAGCAGCGGAGUUAGAAGUGAUGGCAAUAGGUAAGGUGAGAUGCCAUUCAGGUUUGGGAUAUGGAGAGAGACAACAUCUGACCAGAAUACGGCAGGUGUGUGAGACAUUGUUAUAACUGUCCUCAAUGCGCUGCCAAUCUUUCGAUUACUACGCUGCCCGCUCAAGCGAGCAAAGGAACUCACCUCACGCCGGGGAGCGCAUCGAGAUCCGAGAGCUACAUCUUGAGUUGCCAUUUCUGCGAGUGGAGUUCUCUCGACGUAGGGCUGAAGUUUGACAAGGCAACCAAAAUCACUGAACAGCUGCACAAAAGAUUGGACGAGAGGAAGAACAAGAAGAGACGGUCGGAUAACAAGCAAGGGCAAGAUGACAACAAGGAACGAUCCGAGGAGCACGAUGACGCAAGCUCAGAGGAGCAGGAGCAAGGGAGGGUUAAGGCGGAUCACGACGACGCCUUCAAGAAGUUGCAAAGAUUUUACAACCAGCAGUUGAGCGAGACUACGGAUCAGUCGAGCACGUAUUCGAACAGCCCGUACUCUUCGCCAAACAAUUUAGCUCGAAUCAUGAGCCUUUAUGGAGGGCUCUCCUACAGCGCGCUGAAGAAGACUAGAGAAAAACCUCAGCCGAUGCGAGAAGCUGAGGGACCUCGGGACGGCAUGGCCACCUUCACAGCUGAAGACGGAACAACCGAUGACGAAGAGCUGCUUGAAAGGCUGAAGCUACUUGGACUGGCGGGAACGACAUCGCAGGCGCAGCGUCUCGCAUCGCCUCCCAAUUACAGCGCUCGAACCACCGAGCAGUUACUACCGACCGCGACCCAGUUAGUUGUACGACGAGGCAAGCGAUGCAGAACAUGCCGUAUCUAUCUUGCACGGCCCGAUCAGAGAUCUGGCGGAUUCCGGUACAAGAUUCGUCUACUAUCGCUCAACUACAUACCCAGGCUGGUGCUCCGACCCCUGAAUGUACAAGUACCCCCACCGUCGAUGUCGUUCCAAAUCAGGCCCGGUCCAGUCGAGGAGGUCAAGCUACAGCCUCAUCAUACACAGCAAUACAUUCUCACUGUUCGGAACCCAAUAUUCGAGCCUGUUCAGGUCACGCUUGCAACGCGUGCUACAACGCCUGGCGAAGUGGCUUCUCGUGUUACCAUCCUCUGCCCAUCGUUCACCGUCGGACCCGCCAGCGACAGAUUUGAGGAUGUACUGGCAGACUCCGGUGUCAACAGUGAUGGCAGCCGUAAAGGUGCUCUCGCAUCGCUGACCGGCUCGACGGACCCCGAUCGCCAACCGGAAGCGGGCAAAAUAUGGGAGCGGAGCCGUAACUCCACGUCGGUGAUACUGGAAGUGGUACCUGGUGCCUUGAAGCGCCGAUCAAGCAUUGUCUCAACUUCUGAGUCGGAGUUGACAGAGAAGGAACUGGCAGAGGACGAUGACAUUCUUGAGAUUCCAAUUUACGUGCGUGUAGAGUGGGAGGCAGUACCGCAUGCUGCCGAGGUUAGCGCCAGUCGAGAGAGAAGGCCUCACGAGCUUGCAUAUUGGUGCGUUCUUGGGGUUGGACGCAUCGCAGAAGGAUGA